Molecule: messenger RNA, 1601 nt
Organism: Medicago truncatula (barrel medic)
Lineage: Eukaryota; Viridiplantae; Streptophyta; Magnoliopsida; Fabales; Fabaceae
Exons: 9
Coding region: 206-1225 (339 amino acids)
Biological process (GO): proteolysis
Molecular function (GO): metalloendopeptidase activity
Source: RefSeq, a predicted model, not a curated record
AUCAUGGCAACAACAUACAUUGGAGACAAGGAAGUGGCGCGAAAGAAUUACCAUACCCAUUUCCUUUCCCACAGCUGUGGUUGUCACUUCCUUUACGUCAACCCGUAACUAACUUUCAACUUGAAGCCCCAAAUAAUAAUAAUAAUAUCAUCACGCUACACAAUCCGCAUUCCAUUUCUAUCUCUCAUCUUACAAUUCCAUCUCCAUGGCUUCCGUUUCUUUCUUUUCUCAGCCACUCGCUUUCGUUGCUUCGCCUUCGGAUAGAGCCCGGUUCGGUGCCAGUUCAAAGAUCCGGUUCAUUCGGGUUCACAACAAUCACAAACCAGCUGGAUUAACUGUUUCUAGAGCUGCUGCUUCAUCUUCUUCUUCUUCUGCUGCUGCUUUAGUCUUUCGUGACCUUGAUGCUGAUGAUUUUCGUCACCCUGUUGAUAAAGAGAAUACAAUGAUGCUGAGAGCGAUUCCGGGAUUGAAACAAGUGGGAAAAGCUCUUCUAGGAACUGUAACAGAGCAGGUCAUGCUCCUUGAGAACAUAGGGACAUCCGUCCUUGUCUCCAAAAAUCAGCUUUCUGAUCUUCACACCUUAAUGGCGGAAGCUGCAGAAAUAUUAAAUAUCAAUGCCCCUGAUCUAUAUGUUCGUCAAAGUCCUGUGCCAAAUGCAUACACAUUAGCUAUAAGUGGUAAACGACCAUUUGUCGUUAUUCAUACUAGCCUAGUGGAGCUCCUUACAAGAGCUGAAUUGCAGGCUGUUUUGGCUCAUGAGUUGGGUCACCUAAAAUGUGAUCAUGGUGUGUGGCUUACAUAUGCAAAUAUUCUAACUCUUGGAGCCUAUACUGUACCUGGUAUUGGAGGUUUGAUAGCUCAGACUCUGGAAGAGCAGAUUUUCCGCUGGCUUCGAGCAGCUGAGUUAACUUGUGACCGUGCAGCUCUUCUUGUUGCUCAAGACCCAAGGGUUGUCAUCUCAGUCCUCAUGAAAUUAGCCGGUGGAUGCCCGUCUUUGGCUGAUCAACUAAAUGUUGAUGCAUUCCUGGAGCAAGCUCGCUCUUAUGAAAAAGCUGCUUCCAGCCCUGUUGGAUGGUACAUAAGGAAUGCUCAAACAAGCCAACUUUCGCAUCCUCUGCCUGUUCUACGUGCUAGUGAAAUUGAUGAAUGGUCAAGAAGUUCAGCUUAUAAAUCUCUUUUGAAACGUGGAACACCUAUUCGAUCACACCAACAGAAAAAAUUCUAGGAGUGCCCACAUUGUUCUAAAUGCACAACAGUUCAAUGUUCUUCAUGUGCAAUGCAGAAAUGGUGAAAGGUCCAGGAAAGCAUUGAGUUUUAUUUAUUAUGGAUCUACAGCUGCUGCAAAUCUAUUACCUCAUACCGUGGAUCAGUAAAUCUAUACCUGUAUAUUCAUUUUGAUUUUUAUUAUAUUAAUCAAGCUGUAAGUAGAAUUUUGAUGAUAAGAGGGAUUAUUUGUAGAAAUUCUGUCCCUUUGAAACCAAAAAUUACUUGUAUAUUCUAGAUAUUAACCGACAAGUUAGAAACUCAUCUAUGUAAAUUUCAUGAUUGAAAGAUUUAUAUGAUGUACCCUGUAUAUACAUUGUAUGAAUAAUUUUGUAAUA